This is a messenger RNA of Cylindrotheca closterium, 1752 nucleotides long. NCBI's taxonomy places the organism in Eukaryota, Bacillariophyta, Bacillariophyceae, Bacillariales, Bacillariaceae. The record is from the annotation of a GenBank genome assembly.
AUGGCAGAUAACCAGGCAGAUCAGGAAAGCUUCGGGGCAGGUCCCAUAAAUCCAACUAACGCGAUUGAUCCCCGUAUGAAGAAGGACAAACAUAAAUUUCUAUGGUCUCGAGUACACCUUUCGCAUGAUUCCAUCGUUCCGCCACCGAGAUCGGGUGCUGCAAGUGUGGUAGUCCAAGGGAAGCUAUAUGUUUUUGGUGGAUACGGGGGAGGAACGGGGCGAUUGAACGAUUUCUAUGCAUAUGACUUUCGAAAGAAUGGUUGGGAAGAGGUCAAAGUAGAGGGGGAAACUAGACCAGGGCGCCGAGAAAACAACGGAGUUGUCAUUUCGGAUUCUAGUAAAUCAAUUUAUUUGUUCGGCGGAUAUGAUGGCACGGCGUGGCUGAAUGACUUGUGGAAAUAUAACAUUAAAAGUCGUCGAUGGACUUGUAUUCAGGAAUCCUCAGAUCAAACUUCGGACCACGGAGAAGAUGCUGGUGCAGGACAGGUGGCAGAGAGCAACAUAAUUCCUUCGAGGAGGUUUGGAUACGUGAGCGUUGUGCACAAUGGCAAGCUUCUCGUGUUUGGAGGAUUCGAUGGGAGUAGAUGGAUGGCAGAUAUGUAUGUUUUUGAUUUCAGGACGAGAAAAUGGAGCGAGAUUGCGGCAAAAGGCAAUAUGCCGUCACCGAGGUCUUGUCCUGCAUGGGCCAAAGAUGACACUCAUGUCUACAUUCAAGGAGGAUAUGAUGGAGUCGAAAGGAAGGACGAUUUUUUUGCUUGUGACUUAUCAACCUACACUUGGACGCAGAUGCCGUCCCUUGGUGUUACUCCAAGUCCUAGAUACUUUCACUCUUGUUGUCUGUAUGGUCACAAGAUGUAUUUGUACGGAGGAUAUUCUGGACAAACGCGUCUAGCUGACAUGUUCGUGUACGAUUUUGAAACGAACCACUGGUCCGAGGUUGAUUGUUCCAACGGACAACCGCCAACUGGUCGGUCAUCGCUUGUCACUCAAGUCUAUGAAAACAAUUUGUACGUAUUUGGUGGAUAUGAUGGCAAAAAGGUUUUGAGCGACUUUUAUAAGUUCAAACUGAAACCCAUUGGGGUACCUCCAAUGUCGUUGGUGAAUGAUUUCCUAAAGCUGGUCAACCAACCAGAUACAUCCGAUGUCACCUUUAUUGUCGAAGGAGAGGAAGUGUAUGCACACCGUGCCAUUCUAGCAGUUCGAUCGGAGUACUUUCGUGCUCUACUAUUCAACGGCCUCUUGCGAGAAUCAGUAACUACAGAUUCAGCGACCAAACCAAUAAGUAUCCAAGAUGUAUCCCAUUCUGUUUUCCUGAAAGUUUUGGAAUAUCUUUACACCGAUACAAUACAGGAGAUCACCUUGGAACUUGGUAUGCAUCUGCUGAUUGCUAGUGAACAGUUCAUGCUUGAUCGAUUGAAAGCUCUCUGCGAAGACCUUAUCCGAAGAGAAAUCAAUGUUCACAAUGCAAUCAACAUUCUUGUUGUGAGCCAUCAGCACAAUGCUCUUGGACUGAAGGAAAUCGCUCUCAGCUUCAUUCUUGAGCAUCUACAGGAGAGAAACAUUCAAAUAGGACUCAACGACUUGAAGACUGAGCCAGAUUUAUUGGUUGAGAUUAUCCAAUUGAGUUCCCAGCGAGUACUUCCACCAGCUCGCCCACCUCCUCCAAACCCUCAGCGACAGCAGCAUGUUGAUAUGCUCAUGAAUGGUGGCCCUCAAUUUGGUGGAGGCGAUGAAUGGAAUGCACCCAGAUAA